AUGUCGAACCAAAUAUCACGCAUUCCUGGCCUCGCCGGCGCCUUAGGCGACUGGCAGGUCAAUCUCCCACCUGAACUGUAUCUCAUGAUCGCCGAAGAGUUGGGCAACCGCGUCGUGAGCGAGGAACUGCAACUGGAUGACACGGAUUCCGAAACAGAUCACGCAGCAAACGAUAUUCCGGAAGAAGAGGUCAGCCCUCGGAUCAGGCAGAUAACAACCUACAUACAAGAGUGUCCCAGCAUGAGCAUGCUCAACGCCAGUAUGGUCAACAAAUUCUUUCGACGGCCGAUACUCAGCACUGCUCUCCGCUGGGACGCCAUGUGCUCGAACCCAAUGGCCAUCUAUCACGCAGCCGCAAGAAACUACACGAAUCUUCUCAAUAAUGCCUUGGGGCAGCCAGGGGCCCAGCCAGAUUAUAUGCCAAUUGGCCACGGUCGUCCUCACAUGCCCCCAAUCAUGGUGGCCGCUUGGAUGGGCCACCUGGAUUCCGUCAGGAUUCUUUUGGACCAUGGCGUCGACAUUGAAGAGCCCAUUGUAUGGGACGGAAGAUUUGGAGCAGCUCCUUUGGUCGAGAGCAUCACCACAAUGCUUGAGCACGCUAUGAACAUCAACAUUUUCGUGCAGUGGACGCCUCUUCACGCUGCUCUAUUGGCGCCCCAAAACGCGUCCGAUAUUGCCAAGUUACUACUGGAUCGUCUUUCGCCGGCCUUCGACAAUGAGCACGUCGCACAGUCAUCGGAAAGACUCUUCGCCCACGUCGUUGCGAUGGACCUCGUCGAUCUGGUAGAACCCUUCAUGCAGCGCGGAGCAAGGCUAGACCACGGUGGCCAGACAGUUCACGGCAUGCAACUUCCUGUUCUGCACCACGCCGUUUCUGUCAAAAUGAUCCGAAAGUUGAUCGACGUCGGCGCCACCGUACAGACACCUCGCAGCAUCGGGCUUAAUGCGUUGCAUGCCGUCUGUCUUCGUCCAUUGAACUGUACCGCAGCCAUUCAAGAACUUGUCGCUCGAGGAAUCGACCCGAACGAAGCCACAGCCGGAGGCCCGGAGCGUUCUGCCAUCAUCACAGCGUACCCAAGGCACGCCCUGAAAUUCAGAAUUCCCCAAACGCCGCUGAACCUUGCCUGCCGACAACUCAAUCUUGACCACAUACAGUUGCUUCUGAGAUUGGGCGCCAGCGCUCUGGGCACGAAUCACGAUGUUUCACAGUGUACAAACUAUAGUGAUGCUGAUUUUUUCCAGUCGUCGCCACUUCACGACUUAUUCCUUCCUGAAAAUCUGGCCCACAACCCAUUAGCCCGUGACGGAGUGAGGCUCAGCCAGGCAAUCAGAGGAGCAAUCGCCGCUAUCAUCCACUACGGCGGCCAGGAUGCGCUUCUACGCAGGCAUCGGGUAGGCAUGGCCAACAUGACGACUCAUUUAUCCAAUGUCGCCAAGAUAGAUCGAUCUUUCUGGUACAUGUUCGGAUCUUCACAGAGAGUCACCCUACUCACUCCGCUGGAACUGUUUUUCUUGCAACCACUUGUGGAUGACGCGAGAAUCCCCGAUGCAAUGUGGAGAGCUGCUGAUAUUCGCGACCAGAUGAACAGCACAAUGCAAGUACUCCGUGUCACCCCUUUGAUUGCCCUCUUGAGCCACCGUUUCGAUCACACGUUCGGCGAAGCAAGAUUUUACCGUCCCUACCUCCUUCGUUGGCUCCUCGAUCAUGGCGCUGAUCCAAACCUUUGCGACGAGGAGGGCUUUUCGCCGCUCCACUACGCCGCCUUCUGGCUCGACACAGACGCCGUCACCAUGCUUCUCGAAUACGGCGCCAAGACGGUUGUCCAAGGGAUGGUAAGAAACCUGACAGCCCUUGACGUUGUCGUUGGCUGCGCCUACUCACAAGUCCAACGUCAAGCAAUGAAGGACCCGUCGACCGAUGAUCUAGACAGCCCUUGGAAAACGAUGGUUCGGUUGCUCGACCGGCAGCAAGCAGAGCCGUACGGCUUACAGAAUGGGAUCGAACGCUGGGCAGCAGGCUCUCAAUUCCCAAUGUGCGCGCUCCCAAACUUCGAGCGCAGGUUCGGAUACAACAGGCUUGACGAGUACAGUCACAGGUUUGGAAAUGGUGCCCCCCUGCCGGAGCACAUGAAUGUGCCCGAUUUUGGCAGAACCCUGCGCGAGCACAUAGAUAAUCGAAAGGCAUCAAUCAUCAGUAUGUUGCUGUCAUCUACGUCGUCAGGUACGCCCCUGGCGAACGGUCAUGCCCAAGGGGCUGGUCUCAGGCCGUCACCUCCCAACACGUCUCUGGACUUUGCCUGUGCGACCGAUCAGCACAGGGAAUUGAUUGACAUGCUCUUUCAGGCUGGUUUCAGACUGAAGAGUUGCCCGUCGCCUCUGACUUACACUAACAUGCCGCAAAACGUGGCUGACUUCAACUGGAACCAAUGGAGACAUCGUCUUGAGUCGUAA
Messenger RNA from Colletotrichum karsti, 2451 nucleotides. RefSeq names its product ankyrin unc44. NCBI's taxonomy places the organism in Eukaryota, Fungi, Ascomycota, Sordariomycetes, Glomerellales, Glomerellaceae. The transcript has a single exon. Gene Ontology annotation, molecular function: protein binding. The coding region runs from base 1 to 2451 and encodes 816 amino acids. The record is from RefSeq and is a predicted model, not a curated record.